AUGUCAAAGGCUAAACGUGCUUUAAAGCCCAUUGAGUGCUUGUCAGACCGCCAGGUUCGUCGCAGAGUUUCUGCUGCAGUAGAAAAAGAGUUACAGGACCUGUAUGGAGCAUCUACCUCUGUGCUGGCUGGAGAUGAUGAACUUAUUUCAAGCAGUGCUGUGGCAUCCACUGUGGGUCCAAAUUCUGAUGCACUCUUCAUAGAUUCUCAUGUUGAACCUCUUCAGGCAUCACAUGAUGACUCAUCCAGCAGAGACUUGCAGAAACAUGAUGAAAUAAGGAAGCUUGUUCGAAAAAAAGCUCUGGAUACAUCAUGGCCAUCAUACCCAGCCCGAAUCCUUGGGAGAGCUGAAACAUAUGAAGAAGCUUGCAGGAAGCUCCAACGAGCCGAAGACACUUCAGAUCUGAACACUGAGGUUGAUCAAAAUCAUAUUAAAUCAAAAAGGAGACGAAGACCUGCUCAGAAAACAUUAUCUGAUGAAGAGUGCCCCCCACCUGCAGCAAAAAAGCUAGCACAAAUUCCUGCAGUAUCCACUGAUUCACUGCCUCCAUCAGCUGGACCUUCACGGCCAACUCCUACAGCAAGUUCAGGAAUGGCAGAAGGAUACAUUGGAUUUCAGGGUCGAAUUCUUGCAAAGUUGGAAGUCAUUUCAAACACCUUGGCAGCACAUACAAGGGAGCUGAAGGAAAUUCGCAGAAUCAUCACUCAACACCCAGAAGAGGAGAGCGAGAACCUUGAAGAGGAAGAUCAUGUUCAAAUGCCAAGCUUGCCUGCUACUUCACUUGAAGAGCUGCAUGUAUUGGAUAAUUUAUGUGCAGUAGAGGCAAAUAGAAAGGCUCUGAGACUUCCAGGGACAAGCUCCCUGAGACAGGGGAGCAUCACAUGAAGAAUUGAAGAGCUGCAAAUUUUUUUUGUUUCUGG
Molecule: messenger RNA, 920 nt
Organism: Darwinula stevensoni
Lineage: Eukaryota; Metazoa; Arthropoda; Ostracoda; Podocopida; Darwinulidae
Source: the annotation of a GenBank genome assembly